This is a messenger RNA of Chaetura pelagica (chimney swift), 1828 nucleotides long. It is a transcript of the gene POLL, whose product is annotated as polymerase (DNA directed), lambda. Gene Ontology annotation, biological process: double-strand break repair via nonhomologous end joining. The record is from RefSeq and is a predicted model, not a curated record. The transcript has 9 exons. The coding region runs from base 1 to 1746 and encodes 581 amino acids. Gene Ontology annotation, molecular function: DNA-directed DNA polymerase activity; DNA binding. Gene Ontology annotation, cellular component: nucleus. Lineage: Eukaryota; Metazoa; Chordata; Aves; Apodiformes; Apodidae.
AUGGAGCCACAAGGGAUUGUCAAAGCCUUUCCCAAGAGGAAGAGAGUGAAGGGUAACUCAGAUAAAAGUGUCUCUCCAAAGAUCCCAAAAGAGGAAGGAACAGAAGUACUUGAGGCAGAGUGGCUGAAACCAGUCACUGCCUUCGUGCUGCAAGCGGGCAUUGGCCAGGCCAGGGCAGAGAUCUUCCACAAGCAGAUUGUCCAGAAUGGAGGUGUUGUACACUACCAGCUCUCCUCAGAGGUGACACACGUCAUUGUGGCUGAAGACAUGGACUGUGACCGGGCCUUUCGGCUCCUUAAAUUAGCCAAGCUGCCUUCAGGGCUGCAGCUGGUGAAGGCAUCCUGGCUGAGUGCUUGUAUUAGAGACCAGAAGCUGCUGAGUACCUCUGGCUACCAUGUCUUUAUCCCUCACAGGUACCUGGAGGAGGAAGAAGUGCAAAAAGAGCAGCAGCAGCCUGUCCUGGGCACUGAAGAGAUCCAGCCCCCAGCAGAGGACAGAGCAGUGAAAUCAAAUACUGAAGCACAGGUUGGGGAUUCCUCAAAGCAAGUCCUGCACACCCUUGGACAGCAGCAGCUUGUGCAAAUGAAAUACUCUGAUGAUGAAGACAGUGAAGGAGAAGAAGCUAAUGUCACCCAGGGAGAUCUGGAAGCAUUGAUUUCUGGCUGCUACCCUGUGAAAUUGUCGGAGGAGAACAGUGACAGCUCUUCCACAGUGGCCCAGCCUACCAGCAAGUGGGUUUGUGCCCAUUCCUCCAACAACAAGAAGGAAAAUCACAACCAGUGCAUCACAGAGAAGCUGGAAGUGCUGGCAAAGGCCUAUUCUGUCCAAGGGGACAAGUGGAGAGCUCUGGGCUACUCCAAAGCCAUUAAUGCACUCAAGAGCUACCACAAACCAGUCACCUCCUACCAGGAAGCCUGUAAAAUCCCUGGGAUUGGGAAACGGAUGGCAGAGAAGAUCAUGGAGAUCUUGGAGAGUGGCCACCUGCGCAAACUGGAUCACAUCAGUGAGAGUGUGCCUGUGCUGGAGUUGUUUUCCAACAUCUGGGGAGUAGGGGUCAAGACAGCUCAGAUGUGGUACCAUCAGGGUUUCCGGACGCUGGACGAUAUCCGCACCAAGGCGACCCUCACCAGCCAGCAAGCUGUGGGGCUGAAGCACUACUCAGAUUUCCUGGAGCGCAUGCCCCGGGAGGAGGCUGCAGACAUAGAGCAGACUGUCAGACAAGCUGCCCUGGCCCUGCAGCCUGGGCUUGUGUGUGUGGCAUGUGGCUCCUACCGUCGGGGGAAGCCCACCUGUGGAGAUGUGGAUGUGCUGGUCACUCACCCAGAUGGACAGUCUCACCGUGGAGUGUUCAGCAAGCUGCUUGACAGCCUUCGCAGGAGUGGCUUCCUUACAGAUGACCUGGUGAGUCAGGAGGACAACGGUGACCAGAAGAAGUACCUGGGGGUGUGUCGCCUCCCCGGGCCCGCCCGGCAGCACCGCCGGCUGGACAUCAUCGUGGUGCCGUACCAGGAGUUCGCCUGUGCCCUGCUCUACUUCACCGGCUCCGCUCACUUCAACCGCUCCAUGCGGGCCCUGGCCAAGACCAAGGGCAUGAGCCUCUCAGAGCAUGCCCUCAGCUCGGCCGUGGUGCGAGGCCCUGGAGGUGUCAAGGUGUCACCUGGCCAUACUCUGCCCACUCCCACUGAGAGGGAUGUCUUCAUUCAGCUGGGGCUGCCUUACCGGGAGCCCUCAGAACGGGACUGGUGACACCCGAUUGUCACCCUGGGCCCACGGCCAUGCUGCUGUUUUGAAGGGUGCUGGUUUCCUGAGUGCUGUUCUGUGGUGGCUG